Messenger RNA from Calidris pugnax (ruff), 10355 nucleotides. It is a transcript of the gene INSR, whose product is annotated as insulin receptor. Gene Ontology annotation, biological process: cell surface receptor protein tyrosine kinase signaling pathway; glucose homeostasis; multicellular organism development. The transcript is spliced from 20 exons. Gene Ontology annotation, molecular function: insulin receptor substrate binding; ATP binding; phosphatidylinositol 3-kinase binding. The record is from RefSeq and is a predicted model, not a curated record. Lineage: Eukaryota; Metazoa; Chordata; Aves; Charadriiformes; Scolopacidae. Gene Ontology annotation, cellular component: axon; membrane; insulin receptor complex. Bases 7 to 3981 code for a protein of 1324 amino acids.
AAAAGCAUGGACAUCCGCAACAAUCUCACCCGGUUGAACAUGCUGGAGAACUGCACUGUGAUCGAGGGCCACUUGCAAAUAUUGCUGAUGUUCAAAACCAAGCCGGAAGAUUUCCGCGAGCUCAGCUUCCCCAAGCUGACGAUGAUCACGGACUACCUGCUCCUCUUCCGUGUGUACGGCCUGGAGAGUUUAAAGGGCCUUUUCCCUAACCUCACUGUGAUUCGAGGAACCCAUCUGUUUUUUAACUACGCCCUGGUCAUUUUUGAGAUGGUUCACCUGAAGGAGAUCGGCCUCUAUAACCUGAUGAACAUCACCCGGGGCGCCGUGCGGAUUGAGAAGAACAACGAACUCUGUUACUUGUCCACCAUCGACUGGUCGAGGAUUUUGGAUUCGGUAGAAGAUAAUUACAUCGUGGCCAACAAGGAUGACAAAGAAGAGUGUGGAGAUGUGUGUCCAGGAACUGUGAAAGGGAAGAGCAACUGUCCCCCUACGGUCAUCAACGGCAUUUUCAUUGAGCGUUGCUGGACCCACGAUCGCUGUCAACGAGUUUGUCCAGCUGCCUGCAAGUCCCAAGGCUGCACCUCGGAUGGUCAGUGCUGUCACAGCGAGUGUCUCGGGGACUGCACGGAGCCCAACAACCCUGAGAAGUGCGUGGCCUGUCGCAACUUCUACCUGGAAGGCAAAUGUGUGGACACCUGCCCCCCUGGUUACUACCGCUUCGAGGGGUGGCGUUGUGUCACCUUCAGCUUCUGCCAGGAGCUGCACAACAAAUGCAAAAACGCCAGGGAGUCGGGGUGUCACGUCAUCCACAACAACGAGUGUGUUCACGAGUGCCCGUCGGGGUACAUCAUGAAUUCCAGCAACUUGCACUGUACGCCCUGCGCCGGGCCCUGUCCCAAGGUUUGUGACUACGGGAAGGAGAAGACCAUCGACUCGGUGACAUCGGCCCAGGAGCUCCGAGGCUGCACGGUUGUUAAUGGCAGCUUAGUUAUAAAUAUCCGUGGAGGAAACAACAUAGCAGCGGAGCUAGAAGCGAAUCUUGGCUUGAUAGAAGAAAUCUCAGGUUACCUCAAAAUUCGCCGGUCUUAUGCCUUGGUUUCUCUUUCUUUUUUUCGUAAACUACACCUGAUUAGAGGAGAAACACUAGAAGCUGGGAAUUACUCAUUUUACGCCUUGGAUAACCAGAAUCUUCGCCAGCUCUGGGACUGGAGUAAACACAACCUGACCAUUGCACGAGGCAAACUCUUCUUCCAUUACAAUCCCAAACUGUGUUUGUCAGAAAUCCACAAGAUGGAGGAGAUCUCUGGGACUAAGGGGCGCCAGGAACGGAACGACAUAGCCCUGAAGACGAACGGCGAUCAAGCCUCAUGUGAAAAUGAAUUGCUGAAGUUUUCUUCCAUCAGGACAUCUCAUGACAAGAUCCUGUUGAAGUGGGAGCCGUACUGGCCUCCUGAUUUCCGUGAUCUCCUGGGAUUUAUGCUGUUUUACAAAGAAGCGCCAUACCAAAAUGUGACGGAGUUUGAUGGCCAAGACGCUUGUGGGUCAAAUAGUUGGACGGUUGUGGACGUUGACCCACCUCCGCGGUCAAAUGAGCCCAAAUCCCAGGCCCAGCCAGGGUGGCUGCUGAGGGGCUUGAAGCCAUGGACGCAGUACGCUGUGUUUGUCAAAACUCUGGUCACCUUCUCAGAUGAACGAAGAACCUACGGUGCAAAGAGUGAAAUCAUCUACGUCCAGACCAACGCUACUGUUCCCUCAGUCCCGUUAGAUCCGAUAUCUGUUUCCAACUCUUCAUCCCAAAUCAUCCUGAAGUGGAAACCACCCUCAGAGCCCAACGGAAACAUCACACACUACCUGGUGUUCUGGCAGCAGCAGGCGGAAGAUAGUGAGCUCUAUGAACUUGAUUACUGCCUAAAAGGAUUAAAACUGCCCUCCAGGACGUGGUCUCCUCCUUUUGAAUCCGAGGACCCUCAGAAGUACAAUCAAAGUGAAAACGAGGAUGUCAGCGGGGAAUGUUGUUCCUGUCCUAAAACAGACUCUCAGAUACAGAAGGAGCUGGAAGAGUCUGCUUUCCGCAAGACCUUUGAGAACUACCUUCACAACGAGGUUUUUGUCCCCAGGCCGUCAAGAAAACGCAGAGACCUUGGCUCGGUGGCAAACGCCACUGUGGUGAUACCCACCAUGGCCUCCUCUCCCAACAAUUCUGCAGCAGCGUCUGAGAACACAGAGGAGCAGAAACCUUUUGAAAAAGUGAGGUUUAAGGAGUCUUUGGUUAUCUCGGGCCUGCGGCAUUUCACCGGGUAUCGCAUCGAGCUCCACGCUUGCAACCACGACGCUCAGGAAUCCCGAUGCAGCGUUGCAGCUUAUGUCAGUGCCAGGACCAUGCCAGAAGCUAAGGCUGAUGACAUCGUCGGUCCAGUUACCCAUGAAGUGGUUGAAAAAAAUACCGUGCAUUUGAAGUGGCAGGAACCAAAGGAGCCAAAUGGUCUCAUUGUGCUGUAUGAAGUGAAUUACGGACGUCUUGGGGAGACAGAGGAAGCUCACUACUGCGUGUCCCGUAAGCAUUUUGCCAACGAGCAGGGCUGCAAACUCCGGGGGCUCCAGCCUGGAAACUACAGCGUCCGAAUCCGAGCCACAUCCCUGGCUGGGAACGGCUCCUGGACGGAACCCACCUAUUUUUAUGUGGCUGAUUAUUUGAAUGCUCAGCCCAAUAUUGCUGUUAUAAUUGUGCCGAUUAUUUUUGCCAUAAUAAUUGCUGGGAUUAUUGGAGCUGCUUACGUGCUGGUGAAAAAGAGACAAACCGAAGGACCAACCGGACCUCUCUACGCAUCCUCCAACCCGGAGUAUCUCAGCACCAGUGAUGUCUACGUCCCCGACGAGUGGGAGGUUCCACGAGACAAGAUCACUCUCCUGCGAGAGCUGGGGCAGGGCUCCUUCGGCAUGGUCUACGAGGGCAUCGCCAAGGACAUCGUGAAGGGGGAGCCGGAGACGCGCGUGGCCGUGAAGACGGUGAACGAGUCGGCCAGCCUCCGCGAGCGCAUCGAGUUCCUCAAUGAAGCUUCCGUGAUGAAAGGGUUCAGCUGCCAUCAUGUGGUUCGCCUCCUCGGGGUGGUCUCAAAAGGGCAACCAACUCUGGUGGUCAUGGAGUUAAUGGCACAUGGAGAUCUCAAAAGUUACCUCCGCUCUUUGAGACCUGAUGCUGAGAAUAACCCUGGUCGCCCGCCCCCGACGCUGAGGGAGAUGAUCCAGAUGGCUGCGGAGAUCGCCGAUGGCAUGGCCUAUCUCAAUGCCAAAAAAUUUGUUCACAGAGACCUCGCGGCUCGUAACUGUAUGGUUGCAGAAGAUUUCACUGUAAAAAUUGGAGACUUCGGCAUGACCAGAGAUAUCUACGAGACGGAUUAUUACCGUAAGGGAGGCAAAGGGCUGCUGCCCGUGCGGUGGAUGGCACCCGAAUCUCUGAAGGAUGGUGUUUUCACUGCUUAUUCUGACGUGUGGUCAUUUGGUGUUGUCCUCUGGGAAAUCAGCAGUUUGGCAGAGCAGCCGUACCAGGGCCUCUCCAACGAGCAGGUGCUAAAGUUUGUGAUGGAUGGAGGGUACCUGGACCAGCCCGACAGCUGCCCGGAGAGGCUGCACAGCCUGAUGCAGAUGUGCUGGCAGUACAACCCCAAAAUGCGCCCCACCUUCAUCGAGAUCAUCGAGAUGCUGAAGGAGGACUUGGAUCCCAGCUUCCACGAGGUCUCCUUCUUCUACAGCGAGGAGAACAAACCUCUGGAGACGGAGGAGUAUGAGAUGGACUUCGAGAACAUGGAGAGCAUUCCCCUCGACCCCUCCUCGUACUCGCAGAGGGACAAAGUCCUGGGGAGGGACAAUGGACCCUCCAUGGCCCUCAAGGGGAACUAUGAAGAGCACAUACCUUACACUCACAUGAACGGUGGCAAGAAAAACGGGCGGAUUCUCUCCAUGCCCAGGUCAAGUCCUUCCUAACACUUCCCGUUCGGCCCAAGGGUUGUGUCUGCUUUUUUCCCCCCUCCACAAAUCUCAGGACUCUCGUUAUUGCUGCCACAGUGUAUGACACAGAUCUACAGACUCUUCAGAUUUUUUAAUCAUCUUAUGAUUAAUACUUUUUUUUUUUUUUUUUUUUUUUUUGACUGGUUGUCAGUGGACUUAUCUGUGAACAUAAAUGGAAGAGGUUUCCAUGGCUGCUGUCCCUUCUGUAACCAUGGUUUCAAAACAGGAAGCCACCGUGUCAGUUCAGCUGAAGGAGGAGCCUCCACGUUUGCCAACAAAAGACGUGAGAUUUGCUGGUAUCCGAGCUCCGGCGUUAACGGUGCGGAACAAAACUUCUGCAGGACAAAAAAAAAAAAAAACCAAAACCAACAACCAUGUUUCCAGUAGAAUUCCAGGCUUUCAGGCAUAGUCUUCACUACAGGCUGAAGGAUUCAACACAGCAGUCGGACACAGCGCCAGAUCCUCAGAUUGACCAAUAGCUGCUGCUUUCAUACUUUUUCAAUGGGUUAAACCCCAGGGGUGCGUGCGUGUGUGUGUGUGUGUGUGUGUGUCCGUGUGUGUGUGCAGUAUCUAUAUGUGGGGUGUAUAUGUAUAGCAAAAUAUACGCUUCUUUUGGUUUUUGUACAUAAGUUUUGUAUGUUCUCACAGAAGCUUUCCUCUUCUCGGAAGUGUGUACUUAUCUUUUUCUUUUUUUUUUCUCCCAUUUCCCUGGAGUGUCUGAAUCCUAAACAGAGUAUUUUUAUACUAAGGACUCUUGGGAGUAGGUUUUCUCUCAUUAACAAAUGAGGAAAAUGUGCUGGGAGCCAAAGGAGCAGAAAUCUGAGAUUUGUGGGUACUUUCAAGACCAAACGAAAUAGGAGUCCCCCGACACGGGAGUUUUCUGUCCUUUCAGCAUCGAGUAUAUAUAUUGUUUGUUGUAACAUAUUUAAAAAUGCCUUUAGUUUAAAUUUUAACUUCCUAUAAAUUAUUGACUGUUUAUGAUCCUUUCGGGGAGGGGAGAAUGUGGGGGACUGUUUGGUCUUAAAGUGGUCCAAAGAUUUCAGAACGAACUCAUUUUAGCCGAUUCCCCUUUUAGGAGCGACAAAGCGCAUGUUGAGUUUAUACUUGACAAGGCUUUCUCAUACAGUUUCCUGAUUUAUACAGUGCAGUCAGCUGGCUCCGGCCGAAGUAGCCCUGAGAUAAAGUAGUUGGGACUUGGGUUGGGGGCUGAAGGAACAUCUGAACAUCCUGCUCCUGCUGCUCCUGUGUCCCCUCCAUCCCUUGCUUUGCCGUCUGCGCGGCGAGAGGGGAGGAGCGAGAGCUCUGACCCCAAAAAAGAGACACUAAAGCCCAUCUGAAGUGGGGAGAGCACCAGGCUCUUGGCUCUGCGGGUGAAGCAGAAGCUGGAUGUGACUGUGGUUGGUACCUGCUGCCUGUCUGCUGCUGCUCCAGCGUCUGGCCUCCUGCUGCCCGCGGGGCCUUUCGUGUUUUUCCUGAGAUACGGGCGCUGCGUCCUGCAGCCUCCCCGGGGACGCCUCUGCUUUCAGCUCUUUGGGAUCUCAGCUUUUUGUCUCCUGGACCGUGCUUUGUUUCGCUGCUGCUCGCGUUAAAAAGACAGACCCCAUGAGCAUUAAGAUGUUGGAAAAUAAUCGUGAAACUAUAAACGUGUCUCGUGGUGCUGGGGGGCACGUGCCUGGCAGGGAGAGGUGCUAAAGCGGGAAAUGGAGAUGAUGGAUGUUUGCAGGCCCUUUUUGUCAAACAGGAGGUGGUUUUAAAAGGGGAGGGAGAUGCUCAGUGCUCCACUUCUCCUCCUUGGAGAAGGCCAAGAGGCAGUAAGUGCUCUCUGCCGGGAGAAAAGGAGGUUUUUCCGACUCGGGACGCGGAGCUGGUGUGUGGAUUUUUAUUCCAGCUGGGGUGGUGCUGCUGGUCUCUCCCUGUAGCCACAGGAAAGGGGCUGGAGUUGGGUGGGAAGUGCCUCUUGGAGCUGCUCUGCUCGUAGCCAGCUGGAGAGGUUUCUGAGAAGUGUUUGCAGGUUAAAUUCAAUUGCCACUUCCUGAACGCCUCUUGCAAAUCUGGUACUUCUCGAGGGAUGGGGGGGACGAUGGACUCUGAGCACCCCCAGGAGCCUCCAGGCCUUGGUGCUGGGUGAAUCUGGUGGGUUCAGACAAAGGUGGAGGGUGCAGGUUGCUCACAAAGUCAGAUGGAAAACGGAAAGUUCCAGACAGGGGUAAGAACCUUGGAUUUCAAAAGGCCUCGUUUACAUUUCUUCUGCUUUAUAAAGUAGUAACUGUUUAGCAGCUCUGUACCACACUGCAGGAAAGAAGACAUAUUCUCACACUUUUCUAAGGAAGAGAAGUUUUUCUUAUUAGAAUUUUUUUAUUUAUUUUAAUAUAUAAAACACUGUAAAAAAAAAAAAACCAACAAAAAAACAAAAACAGCAAACAAUUUGCUUUCUUAAACACACAGAACAUGUAAAUUUGUAUCCGUAAAAUCUUGGCAGGUGGAUGUGGUGGGAUUAUUUUUGUCCUGUUCUGGUGCAGUCUACCUCAGUGUUUCUUAAGGAUAUUUUUAAUACUACGCACCUCUAAACCUGUUUAAAUAUUCUGGUCUGGACCUGUUGUGGAUCAGGGAAAAAUCAAUAUCAGCUGAUUCCAAUACCAGGGACCAUUCAGCGAAGGGAAUGGGGCAGGAGAACGGCUCGUCGCUGUUUAUCACUAACCUGAGCAAGGAACCGAUGUAUGAAUUUGGAUCUGAUAGUCUGAGAUCAUCCUCUGAGCUCUGCUGUGAUAAAGGAAAAACAAGAAAAGAACAAAAGAGCCAUUUAAAUGUUGGGACUUGAGUGAAGUGAUGCCCUGAGUGAGAGGAGCAGACGGUUUCCUUCUGUCCCCAUCCCAGGUGGGAGCAUCUUGGUCACUGCCCUUCUCCCUGCACGUGGAUAAUCCGGGAUCCUGCCCGUAGGAUGUGACCUCCUGAAAUAAACCCUUCCCAGCGUGUCCUUGUUUUUGGUAACAUUUUUAAAUCGCAGCGAUCGGAACUGUGGGAAUAGAAGCUCUUUUAUAGAAACAAACCUUGGAAAUUUGUAUGGGGUCUGGCUUGGAAAUGGAGUUGAUAUUGGUUGGCCCCUCGGAGCGCACGCCGGUGGCACCGCUGGGAUCAUGGAAGAAGGGAUCUACAGAUGGGCCAUCCCUCCACGUGGCUCUUACCAUCCUCUUCCCUCUGCUCCACACGCAGCAGUUGUUUGUUCAUCACCAACACUGCGCCUAAAGAUUACUCCAGUCCUUUCUGCCUUGUGCCAAGGACGAGGAAAGGUGUAUGGUACUAGCAAGGAUGUCGGUUUUUUCCCCCUUUUUAGAAACAAAAUGACACUAGCGGUUGCCACUCGUGGCUUUUAAAGAUUACACUCACUGAACUGUAGAAUUAGGAAGAAGAGAUGAAUGUCAUUUGUAAAGCCCAGCUCUCACUUCUGGAAAAUCCUCCACUCUCAGCCCACAGCUGACACUUUGGUCUCUGCUGGUGGACGAUCCUCACCCUGGGGAUGCUGAAACCUCUCCCUGGGAUCUCACUGGUACCUGUUAGAGACACCAAGGCUCAUGUAUGAGUUGAGAUAACACGUGCCAGAGGAAACCUUCUCUCUGGGGGGUGUUGUGAAGGAUUCCUGCCCAGGAAGGUGUGUGCUGUGUCUCUGGUGGGGGAGCAGCUGCCGUUUGCCGUGGGGAGAUCCCUGUGGGGGUGAGAAUCCCCCAGCUGCAGCAGGAGCAGGACACGGAGGAGCUGGGCAGUAGCACAGGAAAGCAGGAGGAUGGCUGGAGGUGGGAAGCUCGCUCUUUUCCCAUUUGUUAGAGGGUUGGAUCCUGCUUGUUGUGGGCAGAGAACUUCCCACAGGCAGCAGGAUGGACUCAUCACCCUGUUCAGGAGCCCUCGGAGGACAGGGAAGGUCCCAACAACAGCCAGAGCUUCACUUGUUUCUAAAACCGGUUGAAGCAGGAGGUGUAAAAACAUCUUUUCUGUGCUCUGCUGUGUCUCUGUUAGCAGAUGGUUGAAGCGUGAGGCUGGAGAGGUUUCUCAGAAGUGUUUGCAGGUUAAAUUCAAUUGCCACUUCCUGAAAGCCUCUUGCAAAUCUGGUACUUCUCUUGCAGUGAGAGCGCGGCGUCGCAAAGCUUGGCUGCCGGGUUGGAAACCUGGCUUUUAUUGGCUGCUUGUAAAUAACUCUAUUGUGUUGUAAAAUAGAAGCGCUAAAAAACGUAAACUCUGUGCCAGGAAAGGUGAUAGGAACUAGACCACGCUGCAAGGAGGGUAAUUUCUGUUGAUACCAAGCAGCUGUGUUGGGGUGGAAGAGGCUGCUCUUGGGUUGCUAAAGGGUACUCUGAAUUUAUGGGUAGCGUUAUCUCUUUCCUCCUCGAUUUGUAUUAUAGCGAUGGGACACUUUGCUUAAUUUUAGUGUGUUGCAUUUCAUGUUGGUAUCUCUCUGGAAAAAUCUCAAAAGUUGCUUAUUGUGUUACUGACCUGAGAAGGAUGAAGGCGAGUGGGAAAAGAACAGGAGCAAGACGGGUGGGGUGUCGGUUAUUCUGGAGCCUCCGUUUUUGGGGAGGUAGAAAGGCCAUGGAGUUCCCUCUUAACAUCACUGUGAUAUGAAGAAGGACCCUGAGAUAUUCCAGGCCCUUCACUGCGAGCAGUGAUUCCUCAUACCAAGACUGGAACCUUGUUUUACAAGUCAGAAAGUAAAAUAUCUUUGUGCCAUAACAAAAAAACAACACAACAAACCAACCAACCUUACUCAAGGCUGUGCUAGGUGCUCCCGUGAUCCAUGUGAGAUCGGUCCAGAGCCUGGAGUGAGCAAGAAAACUGCAAAUAAACCCUCUGGCUGUGUCCCAGCCUCCCCCAAAGCUGCCCCUGGUGAGGGGGACACUGGCAGGGACCCUUCCCCUCCACCAAACGGCCGAUGCCCCUCGGAGUCUCCUGUGGUCCAGGGAAAGGAGCUGUGGAAUGGAUUGGAAUCAAGAAAUAGUUAGUUGAGAAACGCGUGAAAUUCAAAAUAAGAUUAGUUUGGUAUUUGUAUGAAUUUAAUUGAAUUGGGCCUUUUUUAUUACCUUCUGCUUGGCUCUGUGUUAACUCUGCUUGGGUUCUGUGUGUGGGUGGUGGUGUCAGAGCACUGACCUGUCCUGUCCUGGCUUCCCUUCUGACGAGCGUCGCGAGGGCGAAGCCAAUGGUGGAGUUGACUUUUGGAGGAACCCGACUGUUCAAAAGCAAUUCUGCAACUACCGUUUUUUAUCAAACCUGCUGUCAUUAAAUGUGUAUUUCUUUUUAAAACGAAAAUUCGCUUGUCCUUCUCGAAAGUAAGCACUUAACUCUUUGCAGUUUCAGCAAAUUUACUGCAGCACAAUGCAAGCUCUAAGGGGACAGGUAGAGAAAUGACUUUUUAAAUAUUGUACAAUAAAGUUAGUAUUAACUCUUACAGCGUUGUUUGGGUUUGUUUUUUUUUGCCAAGAGAUUUGCAAUCAGCAAGAAAUGGUGUUUCUGGUAGUUGUUUUGUUCUGAGUCCAGGGUUCCAGCUGAUGGUACUGGGCAGCCCGGGAGGUCCCUGCUCCACUGAGUCCCAGCCCCCAUAAAAUCCCAGUGUCACCAGUAAAGCGUUGAGCUCGGGACUAAUUACCUGAGGGAUCUGAGCUGGAUUUGAUACCAAAGCUCUUCUCUUCAUCCAGAUUUUCCCAGUGGUGUCCAGCAGCUCUUCCACCAUCCCAGCUCCCCAGGGCUUCUCCCGUAGCCGAGUCCCACAAAAACUGGCUGGUGGAGAAUCUUAAGAGGCCACUUCUCAACCUGAAAAGACAGAACAUUGUUUAAAAAGGAAAAGUGUUCCUUUUGCUUCAGUUUUGGGAAGGAUUUUAUUCUUCGGGGUAUCAAAAAGGGUUUUUGUGUGAGGACCUGCCUGACAGGGGGCACUGGACAUCGGGUUUGUCAACCACAGCCAAAAGCAAACACUUUCUGCUUCCCCCAAAUAAACUGCAGAGAGUUUCAGUUCCGUGUUAAGCGUCGUUCUGUGGGGUCUUUUUUUGCUUUUUCUCUGUUUAACCUUGCUGCUCCCACUUUCUCCCUGCAUAUCUAGGGUUCCAGAAUACAAACGGUAUUGCAGAUACCUCUUGUUUGAAAUAAAGGAUCAAAUGUGCCAUGAUUUUUUUUUAAAAGGAAGGAAAAAAAACCAAACAAACCUUCCCCCUUGAUUAAUUUUUUUCAAUGUUUUCAUAUGUAAGAGCCAAGCAGUGACGUGUACGGAAAAUAUCUUUGAAUAUUAAGAAAAAAAAAAUCUUGCUGUGUGUCAGAAUAUUGAACAAUUAACUGUUUAUAUUAAAAUUCUGAAUAAAUUAUCCGAGAAUAAC